This is a messenger RNA of Orbicella faveolata, 1878 nucleotides long. RefSeq names its product BTB and MATH domain-containing protein 38-like. NCBI's taxonomy places the organism in Eukaryota, Metazoa, Cnidaria, Anthozoa, Scleractinia, Merulinidae. The record is from RefSeq and is a predicted model, not a curated record. Gene Ontology annotation, molecular function: protein binding.
UGUUGCGUGACUCUUGACGAAGCUCUCAACAAGUCACGCGAACCUGAGAGUGUCGCUCUACAGAGGAAACUGAAACCGCCAUUUCUGUUCACUUUCGUAUUCGUCCGUUGUAUCGGUGUUCAGGACGACAGUAUGGCCACUACAGAUAAUUCUUUCGCUGAUCCACCAGAUUUCUCAGAGCCGUGGAAAUUCAGCGACAUCGUUCUUGUUGUAGAGGAUCAGAGAUUUUACGUUCAUCGCAACAUUCUGGCACUUUGGUCGCCCGUGUUCGAAAAGAUGUUUACAGCAGCGUUUCAAGAAAAAAACAAAGAUGAAAUACCUCUACCUGAUAAAAAGGCGAAUGAAAUCAGAGAACUGCUUCUGAUGAUUUAUCCAAACGUGACCGGAAAGCCGUGGGUUAGAGUCACUCACGACAACUGUUACUUCUUGGCGAAGCUUGCCCAAGAAUAUCAAAUUGACGCCAUUGUGCAACAGUGCGAGGAUUUCUUGGUCGAUAAGAUGGGAAAGCGGAAAGACAUCUUGAAUGAAUUGAUCUUUGCACAGACCUACAAGAUGGAGAAGCUUGUGUUGAAUAGUAUUACAGAAGCCAGUCAACUUAGUAUAAAGGAACUUAACUGCCAUGAGAUGUGUGAUCAAAUUGAGCCAAGCAUUUACAAGAAGAUUGUGGAGGGAAUCGUCGACCGACUAGAGGGGGAGCUGAAAAAACUGCAGUCGAUGCAAAAGGGGAUAAAGGAUAUCAGAGAGAAGUGCCUGAAAGAGUUGCUUGAAAUUGCCAAAUGUUUGACAAAACAUGCUUACGAAAAACACAAAAGGUACUUUGUUGGUGUCACUAACUUAGAUAGGUAUUUGUUUACUCUGGAACAAGACACACAAGAGCAUAGGUGUUCUUCAGGCACAAUGUGCCCAGGUUUAGGUGAGGUUUCAAAGCACCUUAAAUUCGUAAAGCAGGCACUGGAGUCACUUUCUGGUAAUUAGCGCGAAAUAGAAAAGUCACGCAACGGGAAGUGGAAAGUAGCGUUGCGUGACUACCCAAGUAACGGCUGUGACCCAAGGUGGCCUGAUUUUUAGUAAAAGCUAAUGGUUGAUAAAGCUAUUCAUUGAAAACUAUAAAUUUAUAGUUAAAUAAACAUUUGUUGUUUUUGACUCAGUAACGUUCCGUUUGGUUUUUGCUGAUUUAGUUCUUUUUAUUCUAAAAUCCCCGUUAGCCCGUAGUUCGUUCUUUUUAUUCUACUAUCCCCGAUCGUUAGCCCGUAUAGUACGCCGGUAUUAAACUUCCCUAACAACUGCAAAUGCUGUGAUUUCAUCUAGAGAUCACCCAGUGGAUAUUUCGAGCAGGCUGGCAAGCGUUGAAUCAGUGAAAAUUUAGUAUCCCACCUUUUCCUCCUGGCAAGAGGAGGAAGAGUCAUUGUCACAGUGAUUUGGUUACCCCGAGUUUCGGGUACCCCGUACCCAAAUCCCCAGUGUUUUGGGUACCCCCAGUGGGUAUACCCAAACUGACUGGAAGCGUUAAAUACCACAGACUGGGGCAAGUGAAAUCAUUUAUAAUUCUGCUCUAAAAUCUUUUAUCUUCUGACGAAGCUCUGUCUCAAUAAUUGAAAGCUUUCUUAAUCUUGAUAUAAACGCAUAACGUCUCUUAAAAUAGUCGCAGUUUAUAGCAGACUGUCUGAUCCGAGUCCUCAUUUUUUAUCAGUUCUAACGGCAUUCAAAAGAAGAUUCACGCGCCAAAGUUCCUUGUAUUAACUUGGGCUUGGGGCCUAUCGAUAACCCUUGAAAUGCAUGUUACUAUAAACAAGAAAGGCACAUUCUAAACCGUGGAUAGUUCGGCGCGCGAUUGAAUUCAAUCGAUAUGCGAGCGAACACUGACUGAGAUACGGCCGU